Messenger RNA from Pantherophis guttatus, 2005 nucleotides. RefSeq names its product GTPase IMAP family member 9-like. The record is from RefSeq and is a predicted model, not a curated record. Gene Ontology annotation, molecular function: GTP binding. Lineage: Eukaryota; Metazoa; Chordata; Lepidosauria; Squamata; Colubridae.
UCUGCGGACCGACAGAAGCGACUCGCGGACCUUCUGCGGAGCCAAGAGGAGCGGUGGUCGCGGAGACAAAGUUUGCCGCCCCAUCACGCCCCCUCACCGAGAAAGAGGCACUACUCAGAAACUUCUAGAUUUGCACUGUGCAAUUUCUCUGGAAAUGUCUGGAACUAUCAAAGGGCAGGAACGGAGGAUCGUCCUGGUGGGCAAAACUGGCAACGGGAAAAGCGCAACGGGAAACACAAUCCUGGGAGGCCCAGUCUUUGAAUCCAAGAUGGCUUUCGGUUCCGUCACCAAAUGUUGCCAAAAGGAGGAGGCCCUGCUGAACGGAAGGAGGGUUGUGGUCGUGGAUACGCCUGGAUUCCUCGACACCGGGCGUCCCGAGCUAGAAACAUCCACCGAAGUGAGCAAGUGCGUGAAGUUUUGCUCCCCAGGUCCGCACGUCAUUCUGCAGGUGAUUCGUCCCGGCCGUUUCACCCAGGAGGAGAUGGACGUGGCUCGGUUGAUCAAGGAGAUCUUCAGCCUGAAGGCCAAGAAUUACAUGAUCAUUUUGUUCACCCGGAAAGAGGACCUUGAAGAAAAAGCUCUGGAGCAAUUCAUCGUCGACGGAAACGUCGCACUGAAGGAGCAGGUUUACCAGUGCGGCUACCGUUACAUGGCUUUCAACAACAAGGCCGAAGGAAAAGAACGAGAAGCUCAGGUGGCCAAGUUGAUGUCCAUGAUUGAUGAGCUGGUGGAGAAGAACAAAGGUGCUCCUUGCUACACGGAAGAAAUGCUGAAGGCCGACAAGGAGAACUUCAAAACUAACAAAGGAUUAUCCUGGUUGUGUCCUUUCCUUUAGGGGAUACCCUACCCCCCCCACACACACAAAUUCUGAGUUUCUGCUCCACAAUGGCAAGGUGUCCACUCUGCAAUUCCCCGUUGUCUUUUCUGCUCACCUCCAAAGAACCCAGUUUACUGUAUUCCUUCCUUCAUUCCAUCUUGUUCCUUCCUUCCCUUCCUCCCUCCUUCCUUUUUGCCUCCCUCCCCCCUCUCCACCUCCUUCCUUUCUUCCUUACUCCCUCCCUCUCUCCCUCCCUUUCCUUCCUCCCUCUCCUUCCUUCAUUCCUCCUUGAUUCUUCCCUCCCUCCCCAUCUCCUCCCUUUUCCCUCCCUCCUUUCCUCCCUACCCAUCUCCGUCCUCCCUCCCUCCCUCCUUCCUUAUUUCCCUCCCUCCCUUCUUCUUCCCUCGCCAUCUCCUUCCCUCUGUCAGGGGCUCCGACAGAUGCCCUAAUUAACUCACAAGCCUUGAGCCACGUUUUCAAAGAAAUCAGGUUAUAUAUUAGGAGCAACAUGUCAGCAACUACCCAAAUGAAGUCAAUUCUGCUGCACCUAGUUUACGGCUCAACUCUGACCCUAAUUCCCCCCUUCCUCUCAGGCUGUGUCAUAAGUCACAUUCUCCAACGAGUAGAAAACACAACCUCACAGGCCGGCUCUGGUAAACAGAGAUCCAGCCUUGAAUAAGUAUGCGUGGAAUGUGCUUUUGAACAUGGCUGCCGAACUGCUCUGCCGGUUCUCUCCCCUCCCUGCCCGUGGCAACUUGAGAGCAGACCAGAAAUGCUUUGUGAGUUGACACCCUCCCUUCCUUCCUUCCUCUCCCCAAUAUCAACUGACCCCACAGCCUAAUUCUCUACCAGCCUGGACCCACGUCCCUUGGGAAGCACAGACCCUGUGGGGCUUCCCCAUCUGUCAAUCCUUUGAGGUACAUGAGACCGGGAAGCCACCAACACAAGAAAGAUUAGAACUCCAUUUUAUUGAUAUGGAGAAUAGUAGCAAAAUCCUGAAAACUUCUCCCUUUCGCUGCCGCUGGAACCGAAGUGCAUCAAGAGAAUGCAGCCUUGAGCUACUUUCACCCCUACCCGUUUUCCAGGGGGAAAUUCAUGUUUUCUUAAGAGUUGCCACCUAUUUUCUACAAAGCCAUCUCUGUUUUCCUUUUUAUGUAUCCAAUAAAUCUCUUCCUUCCUUAUCCAAAA